ACAGUCGCAGAUCAGUGACGUAGGUCGUAUAAAAGCAUCUACCGUAUCUGCUUCGAACUGCAUUUGGAUUCAGGAGUUCAUUUCGUGGAGAGAGUAACAUUGUGAAAGUAAAAAUGAGACUCCUCGUUCUAAGCAUUCUGUUAUUAGGUGUAGGGGUGUUUGCAGAAGAAAGAGUCAAGAGACAAGCAACGUACACGUUCCCUGGGCCGCGCAGUGACAGACAACCGUCCCACAGACAACCCAACCCAUACUACGUGGAAGAAGCAGAAGAAGAAGUUUAUCAGCCCCCUCGAAGACAAUUCCAGGCCCAACCGGUGCAACCACAGUAUUCCCCAGCCCAAACCCGGGCUACAGCCCCUGCUGCUCCUCCCCCACCUCCUCCGCCUCCCCAGCAGCCUGCUUAUGAAGCCCCAAGGCCGGCAGCACCAGCCCCAAGAACACAAACACACAGCGCCUCAGCAACUAGGAGAAGAUCUUCAUCAACAUCAUCGAGCAAUAGAGCGAACAAGUAUGGCUCCGCUCCACAACAAUCUUUGAAUGCACAAGAUGACGAAGAAGAAGAACAAGGGCCUGAUCCUCUGACACUCCUGCUUCAAGACUCUCAAUUCAGCUGCAGCGGUAAAAAUGACGGUUAUUACGCAGACGACAGUGUCAACUGCCAGGUAUUCCAUUACUGCGUCGGAGGUGCUAAACAUUCAUGGAUGUGCCCGGAGAACACAGUAUUCCAUCAAGUUCAUCUGAAUUGUGUUCCAGACGCCCAAGACAUUUGUUCUCAAUCUCAGAAAUUCCAUUUCGUCAAUGAAUAUUUAUACAAACCCGUUGAUUAUGAAGGACCCAACAACACAGCCCGAUAUUCCCAACGUUACUACCCCGAUGGAUACGUUGUAGGAGAUCCUCUGGUUGCCCCACAAGAACACUCUCCAAGGAGACCAGCCCCACCUCCCCAACCAUCCUACCAUCCAGAACCAGCUCCUGCUCCCAGACCACCCCCCAGACAAGUUGCUCCAGCCCCACCCCCGCAACCACAGCCAUCCUACAGGCCAGCACCACCUCAACACAGUCAAUCCAGGCCUGCAUCCAGACCAUCACGGCCUGUUGAGUCUUAUCCAGCUGAAGCUGCUCCACCACAAGGAUACAGAUCCGUGCCUGCAAGCCAGCCUGAAGCUGUACCACAAAGAUACCGUCCCCAACAAGCACCUCCUCAGGGAUACAGGGUGGUGCAAGCUCAGACACCACAGGCCGCACCACCACAGCACGCCUCGUACGGCAGCAGCAGCAGCAGCAGUGAAGAACACCAAUAUCCACCACAGCAGCCCCAACAAAGUCGAAGGCCUGUAGCUUCCCAACGACCUACUGCUGCUUAUGGCCCUUCAUCAAGGCAACAAUAUCGUCAACCAAUAAGUGCCAGGUCCGCUGCAGCCGCUUACCAACCAUAUGCUUCCAAUCAAGCUGCAGGUGUUGAAUACGAUGAAGAUUACUAAACUCAGUCAUUUCUUGUAGGAUUUUGAUGAACUAAGUAUUUUUAUAUCAGCGUGUGGUGUGCAUUUUCCAUUUCACGUACGUCCAUUCAUCCAUCGCGCAGUCAACGAACUUGCUUAAUGAUUUCCCACUUGCCGGUACGUGCCUCGUCUUCGAAAUCUUCCGCCAAAAUCAAUUACGUAGUUAAUCAAUGGCAGAGGUCCUUGAGCACACCGACACAACAAGGGUGAGGAAACGCUCUUCCCUUUUCCUCUAAUGGAACGAACAAAAAGAACGAGGUUUAAGCAGCUGUAGAUUAAUAGAUCACUUGUUAAAAUUACUCAAGCGAAGAAAAACUACGGAGACCUGCCGGGAGGUGUUUUGGGAAAUCUAUUGAAUAUAUUUUUUUUUUCUUCAUCCACUUUCUGAGCUUCUUUCGAUUGAAUUUCCCAUUAUGGUGUUUAAAAUUGUUUACACUUUUGUUAAUUAUUUAAGCACACUUUAAUGUGAAAUUUUUCGAUUUUAUUUGAUAUUUAAGUUUUGUAAAACCUGAAAAAUUGGAUGCAAUGAAGUUUUUAAAUUAUUUACAAUCUUGACUAAUUAUUGAAUUCUGUGAGUAAUAUUGUUUCGCGGAAUAUUAGUUGGUAACGACAUUGAUAUUUUGGAACAAAUAUUUUUGUAAACUAUUUCACAUCAUGCAGUAAAGCAACAGGAUUAUAAGGAUUUUUUUUUUUUUUUUUUUUUUUGUAAAAUAACUUCUGAUGUCAUUUUGUAUAAGAUCAUCUUUUACAUUUGAUACCUAAAAUUAGAAUAAUGUUGUUAUUUGAAAUCACAUAACUGACAUCUUUAGUCAAAAUUAAAUAUACGCGAAAUUCAAAGUAAAAGCAAAGUUUAAAUAAAUGAAUUCAAAUAAUAACAACAAUAAUAAAUAAAUAAGGUUAGAGCUUUUUAGUCAACUAAGUGUUUACGAACGAUUUGUAAUGAAAACUGUAAUUACAUUUGGAAAUAUAGAACGCAUGAAAAACUCAUAAUUUAACGUGAAUUAGAAAUACAGUUUAACCAGUGCAGUGCAAAAUUAAGUAAAACACCAAUGUGUACUUUUUCCCUAUUUUGAUGCAAGAAUGCCAACAUAAUCUAACAAUAACUUAUUACAAAAAAGAACAAAUUGAUUUUCCAAAAUGCUCAAUACAAUUUGAAAACAUUCUAAAGACGUCUCACGUUGCAAUUUAACAUUUACUUGAGGGAAAAUUCAUAAAUAAAACAACUCAAUUGAAGCACUUGUAGCUUCAAUUUUUUGAAGUUACCAUACGUGCACAACAGUAUACAUUUCAGGACAUGUUAUUUCUCCUUCAUACAAUUUUACUUUCUUUUAAUUACAUACAUAAUAAAUACUAUUCUAGCCAAAUAUCAAAA
Uloborus diversus is the source of this 2871-nucleotide messenger RNA. RefSeq lists its product as uncharacterized. Lineage: Eukaryota; Metazoa; Arthropoda; Arachnida; Araneae; Uloboridae. Gene Ontology annotation, molecular function: chitin binding. The record is from RefSeq and is a predicted model, not a curated record. The transcript has 6 exons. The coding region runs from base 114 to 1481 and encodes 455 amino acids. Gene Ontology annotation, cellular component: extracellular region.